AUGGAGACGACAAAAACACCAUAUGAUGUAUUAAAAAAUAUUUUUCCAGAUAUCACAAAAGAAGUUAUUGACAAAAUUUUAGAAAAGAAUUUUUAUGACCUUUUAAUAUCAUUAUUUUAUUUAAAAAACCUAGAAUCAGCAAAUUUCGAGUAUAUUAACGAAGAUGAUCAAAAUGAAUAUUAUGGGUCAGUCUGUAAUGGGUUUCAAAAUAGAGUAAAGGAUAUUUGUAUCUACGAUUUACAGGGUAUUUGUCAAAAGGGUGAAAAAUGCGAAUAUCAACAUUCAAAUAAUUUACCAUUUAAAGCAAAUUGCAAGUUCACACUCAAAGCGUGCAGACUUGUAAACUGUCCAUAUAGACAUUCUCCAGAAACUAUAAUUUGUAAACAUUGGUUAUAUGGCAAUUGUAAGAAUUCACAAUGCCCGUUCACUCAUGACCUAACACCAUCAUUCACAUAUUUAGAAGAUAACAAUAACCAUAACAACAAAAAUAACAAUAACAAUAACAAUAACAAUAACAAUAACAAUAACAAUAACAAUAACAACAAUAACAACAAUAACAACAAUAACAAUAGCAGUAAUAAUAAUAAUAAAAAUUGUAAUACUAAUUAUAAAAACACUCAUUUUAUUUAUAUUGAGGAUACUCAAGAGGACUAUCCUUCACUUGGUAAUUGUUCAAAAAAAAUCAAAUCAAAAACUAAGAAGCACCAAAUAGAAGCAUCUGAUUUUAUAAUACUUCAAAAUUUAAAGAAUGAAUUUACACAAGUAAAAGAAAUGGAUUUAAAUAAAGAGUUUGUAGAUAAAAAAUAUUCAUAUGACGAAACACGUAAAGGUCUUGUAGAAAAAUAUGGCUUACCACCCAAACCAAUAAAUAAAGCAAUAGAAGAAUCAAGUAUAAAAAAUAAUAUCAAUACUUAUAUAUCUGAUGGCAGUGAAGGCAAUACUUAUAUAUCUGGUGGCAGUGAAGGGUCAAGAUGGGUGGAUACAGGUGUCGACGUUUCAUUGUUAUAUCAAAAGAAUAGGCAAAUGGCCAUCGAGCAUGCAAGAAAUAGAAACUGGUAUUUCAAUCAAGCCGCCAUAUCUUAUGGUACUAGUGCAACUCGGUCACAUGAGUGUUCAAAAAAAGCCAAAGAAUUUGAUAAAUUAAUGAAAGAAUGCAAUGCUAAAGCUAAGAAUAUUAUUUUUUCAUCUAGAAAUAAAGACUAUGAUCCAGAGAAAAAUAAUGUUUUAGAUUUUCAUGGCCUUCAUGUAGUUGAAGCUAUUGAAAGAUUAGAACAUUUUAUAAAAUAUUUGCCAAAAAUCAUAGUUGGAACAGGACAUCAUUCUACCAGUAGUUCAAGAUUACCAAAUAAAAUCAAGGAAUAUCUUGACCAAAAUGGUUACGAUUAUAAAGAUGUAUCCCCCGAUAAAAGAGGUGGUUUAUUGCAAAUUUUGAAACCAAAAAAAUAA
Molecule: messenger RNA, 1446 nt
Organism: Dictyostelium purpureum
Lineage: Eukaryota; Evosea; Eumycetozoa; Dictyosteliales; Dictyosteliaceae
Exons: 3
Coding region: 1-1446 (481 amino acids)
Molecular function (GO): metal ion binding
Source: RefSeq, a predicted model, not a curated record